ACGCCCGGCCAAGUCUGCUUUUUCAAUAGUUCAUCAGAACACUGAAAAGAGUAGCAUAUUUACAGGACGGCCACGCCUCCACUUCAGUUAAACAGCCAGGUUCAACAUAAGAGUCAAAAAUGAAUUAAAUGACCAGAAACUAGGCCAUGUGCAAAUCAAGUCAUAAAUUUCUGAAUUUAGAUAACUCCCAGAAAAGUUCUAAUUAAACAACAACAAAAAAACCCUUUGUCAAUAUUUUAUAGUUUUUAUUUCUGCAAUAUAAUAGCAUUCUAUCUCAGUUUGUACGACCAUAUAUUAUUUAGUUGCGGUAUUAAACACUGAUCUUUGACCCUAAAAAUCUUAAUUUGAUAUAAUUUAAUUAAGAUGUGAGAGGUUUCCACAGAUCAAUUUCUUCCUAGCUUAUCCCUAGCCUUUAGGUCUCAUGUGAAAUUUGUAUUUUCUAAUUCUUGCUGCAUUUUUGUAAGGAGCAGGCUAUUGGGCCGUUCAGUCUUCAGGUUUAAGUUUUAUUAACUAAUAAUGCAUUUUUUUUCAUUAGUGUAUAUUAAGUUAUACUCUAUAGAAUAUAACAAUUCAUAAAAGCUUGUAUGUUAUACAACGAUGUGACAUACUUAAUAUUACUGGACUGUACACGUAAUACUGGUUAAGACAGUAUAUUUUAUGUUAUGCAUAUUUUACCACUAUUAAAAAAAUCUUAUUGUAGACUUCUUCACCAACACUCAUGGAAUAAAAGGAGUCCUCCUCAUUUUAAUGACUAUGAUUUUAGUUUGAUUGAACAAUGUGUCUCCCCAGUUAUCUGACCCUAAGAGUUACUGAAUGGCUCAAAACACAUCAAAAUAAGGCAAAAAAAAAAAAAAAAAAAAAAAAAAAAAAGCCAGAACAAACCCUUUCCUCAUGUUCCAAAGAAAAAGGUCCACCACUCAAAAGCCAACUUCUGGCCAGGCACUGAUGACAAAUUCAAAUCAAUAUGACAUCGAUGGAAAAUGUUCAAUGUAAUUGGGCACCCAAUUUUAAUUUCUUAAAAAAUGUUUGCCUUCCAUGAUUAAUUUAAUUUAUAAUUUAUGUAAGGUGUUUACGAAAUAAGAUUUGAAAUAGCUGGGAAGAUCCAGGAAAGGAUAAUUUAUUAAGUGGAAAUGACACCCUGGAACUGCAUUUUUAAAAUGGAUAAGAAAUGAAAUAUGGGACAGAUUCAAAACUUACUGCUGCGCAGCAUCUGUUUUUGGGAUAGUUCUGUAAAGUCCUGCAUAAUUUUGGCCAUUUUUAAAAUGCAAACAUACUAGGGGAGAAUUACAGCACUUAUUCAGAAUGGACUGUUAGGGGUGGGUAAGAGUUAAAUGCCUUCCUCCAGGGAUAACGUAACAUGCUCAGAGGCUCGCCUGAGUCAUGCUUACUGAAACACCCUUUUCCUACGGAGGACCAGGGCAAGUUUCUUGCCUGCACCAUACAGGAAAGCAAACUUCUACAGACAGAAGAAGGCUUCCAUUUGCUGCUGACACAUGGAACUGAGGUGAAACUGCUCCAUGAUUUUACACAUUUCAUAAAGUUCAAGAAACGGGACUCAGGUCAUCAAAAUGAAAGCCUUCAUUUUUGCAGCUGCUGGCCUCCUGCUUCUGUUGCCCACUUGUCAGAGUGGCAUGGAAAAUGAUACAAACAACUUGGCAAAGCCUGUGUUAUCUGUUAAGACCUUUCGUGGAGCUCCCCUAGAUUCUUUUGAAGAGUUCCCCUCUUCUGCCUUAGAAGGCUGGACAGGACCCACCAUUACUGUAAGAAUGAAGUGCCCUGAAGAAAGUGCUUCACAUCUCCAUGUGAAAAAUGCUACUAUGGGGUACCUCACCAGCUCCUUAAGUACCAAACUGAUACCUGCUGUCUACCUCCUGGUGUUUGUAGUUGGUGUGCCAGCCAAUGCUGUGACCCUGUGGAUGCUUUUCUUCAGGACCAGAUCCAUCUGUAUGACCGUAUUCUACACCAACCUGGCCAUUGCAGAUUUUCUUUUUUGUAUCACGUUGCCCUUUAAGAUAGCUUACCAUCUUAAUGGGAACAACUGGGUAUUUGGAGAGGUCCUGUGCCGGGCCACCACGGUCAUCUUCUACGGCAACAUGUACUGCUCUAUUCUGCUCCUUGCCUGCAUCAGCAUCAGCCGCUAUCUGGCCAUCGUCCAUCCUUUCACCUACCGGGGCCUGCCCAAGCACACUUAUGCCUUGCUAACAUGUGGACUGGUGUGGGCAAUAGUUUUCUUAUAUAUGUUGCCAUUUUUCAUCCUGAAGCAGGAAUAUUAUCUUGUUCAGCCAGACAUCACCACCUGCCACGACGUUCACAACACAUGUGAGUCCUCGUCUCCCUUCCAACUCUACUACUUCAUCUCCUUGGCGUUCUUUGGAUUCUUAAUUCCAUUUGUGGUUAUCAUCUACUGCUACACAGCCAUCAUCCGGACACUUAAUGCAUACGAUCAUAGAUGGCUGUGGUAUGUUAAGGCGACUCUCCUCAUCCUUGCGAUUUUUACCAUUUGUUUUGCUCCAAGCAAUAUUAUACUUAUUAUUCACCAUGCCAAUUACUACAACAACAGUACUGAUGGCUUCUAUUUUAUAUAUCUCAUAGCUUUGUGCCUGGGCAGCCUGAAUAGUUGCUUAGAUCCAUUCCUUUAUUUUCUCAUGUCAAAAAUCAGAAAUCACUCCACUGCUUACCUUACAAAAUGCUGAAACUAUCUUAGAGAACAAGGACAGCUAUCACAGAGAAUGUUUAUUUUCACAGACAUCUGUUUUCAUGGACAACAUAUGCAUAGUGCAAGGAGCUCCAUUUCUGAGCUCCUAAGAAAUAUGCUUCAAGGGUCAAACAUUACAAAAGCAUCAGUAAAUUUUUUUUUUUUUUUAGACUGAGUCUCCUGUAUUGCCCAGACUAAGUGCAGUGGUGCUAUCUUGGCUCAUGGCAAUCUCUGCCUCCUGGGUCAGCCUCCCAAGUAGCUGGGAUUACAGACAUACAUACCCAGCUAAUUUUUGUAUUUUUAUUAGAGACAGGGUGUCAUCAUGUUGGCCAGGCUGCCGACCUCAAGUGAUCCACCUGCCUUGGUCUCCUAAAAUGCUGGGAUUAAAGGCGUGAGCCACCACGCCGAGCAGCAUUAAUCAUUUUUAAAAACAAUUUAUCAGUAUUUAAAAAAUGUUAAUACAGGAGAAAAGAUAUCACAACUCUUUAUGAAAAAUGACAUUUCCAUUUGCCUUAUUGCAACUUCAAGCUCUUUAAAUCUCCAUCUUCCCUAUUUCUGUGAAUGGUAUUGCCAUCCUUGAAAUCUGACAUCAUUUUUUAUUCUUUGGUCUCUUUUGACUCUCAUGCUGACGGCUGCCUCAUCAACUGGUUCUAUCUUUGCAGGGUCCCUCACCAGGAUCCUUUAUCUAGUUCCACCUUUACCUUCUUUUUUCUUCCUUUCUCUUUUUAAAUAGAGACAGGGUCUCGCUUUGUUACCCAGCUGAAGUGCAGUGACCUGAUCAUAGCUCACUUCAGCCUCCAACUC
This is a messenger RNA of Cebus imitator (Panamanian white-faced capuchin), 3499 nucleotides long. RefSeq names its product coagulation factor II thrombin receptor like 2 (gene F2RL2). Gene Ontology annotation, biological process: blood coagulation; positive regulation of Rho protein signal transduction; phospholipase C-activating G protein-coupled receptor signaling pathway. NCBI's taxonomy places the organism in Eukaryota, Metazoa, Chordata, Mammalia, Primates, Cebidae. The record is from RefSeq and is a predicted model, not a curated record. Gene Ontology annotation, molecular function: thrombin-activated receptor activity. The coding region runs from base 1569 to 2693 and encodes 374 amino acids. Gene Ontology annotation, cellular component: membrane. The transcript is spliced from 2 exons.